Glossina fuscipes is the source of this 5321-nucleotide messenger RNA. RefSeq lists its product as uncharacterized. Gene Ontology annotation, molecular function: ATP binding; protein serine/threonine kinase activity. Gene Ontology annotation, cellular component: nucleus; cytoplasm. The transcript is spliced from 7 exons. Bases 381 to 4439 code for a protein of 1352 amino acids. The record is from RefSeq and is a predicted model, not a curated record. Lineage: Eukaryota; Metazoa; Arthropoda; Insecta; Diptera; Glossinidae. Gene Ontology annotation, biological process: actin cytoskeleton organization; protein phosphorylation.
UUUUUUUUGGAUUGAAUUUUUGAUUUGAUUGAGAAAACAAUUUGUGUGUUAAAUUUUCAAAAUUUUUAAUAGUAUUUUAAUAAGCUCGCCAUCCAUGUGAGCGACGUUCGUCGUCGUCGUAAAAAGCAUUCAUUUCGGCUGAUAGACGGAAACCGCUAGUUUUGGCGAAGAAAAAAAAAAAAAAAAAAAAAAAUAAAUAAAUAAAUAAAUAAGGAAAACAGAACGGACUAAAUAAUAAUAAAUUUAUGAAAUUUCAUCACGUGUUAUAUUCUGUGCAGUCGCUUUAGUUUUAUUUUAUUUUUGUUUAUUAAUUGUACGUCGACGGUAAUGCUUGUGCGAAUUGUAAACGCGCCGGUACGCUCCCAUCAACGGUGAUAAUAAUGAAUAUAAAUCAACACAGUGGUCCUGGCCGACCAAUGAAGUCUUAUGCCGCAAACGCCCUUAAUACAACACUAGCGCCGUCAAUAGCAAUAAAGACUUGCGACAGUAGCAAUCAUUUUUCAACAUUGAAUGAAAUCGAUUACAAGAAAGUAGCGAUUACAACAUUUAUGAAUACUAAAACCGGCUCAUCGACAUCUUCAAUGUCAUCGCCAUCGUUGUCCAUUAUUUCCAGUUCUUGUUCGUUAUCGUCGUCAUCGUGUACACCAUUAAUUAACGGUAAUUCUGCAUGCAAAAGCGUUUGCGAAGGUGCAGGCAUGACAUCUACCACUAUGAAUAUUAGCAAUAUAUCAUCAAGUAGCAAUGGUGGUAAUAGUGGCAAUAAUGGUGCUGGUAGUAGUGGUAGUAGUUGCAGCGGCGGUAAAAUUACAAAAAAUUUUAUAGCCCCUCCACCGCUGCCGCCAGCUAUUGGUUGUACUACCUCAUCGGAUCGUUUAGUGACGGGGCCUUCAUGUAAGGCUUUACGCACAGCUGUUUCAGCUUUAUAUUCCGUCGAUGAUUUCGUCAAAGAGAAAAUCGGUUCAGGAUUUUUCUCCGAAGUUUAUAAGGUUACACAUCGUACUACUGGACAAGUUAUGGUUUUAAAAAUGAAUCAAUUACGAGCAAAUCGACCAAAUAUGUUACGAGAAGUGCAACUUCUAAAUAAAUUAUCGCAUCCAAAUAUAUUAAGUUUUAUGGGUGUGUGCGUUCAAGAAGGUCAAUUGCAUGCCUUAACCGAGUACAUAAAUGGCGGUUCAUUGGAACAAUUGUUGGCCAAUAAAGAGGUGGAAUUGGGUGCUGCUUUGAAAUUAAAACUAGCUCUAGGUAUAGCUCGUGGUAUGGCUUAUGUACACGAUGCGGGCAUUUUCCAUAGAGACUUAACUAGUAAAAAUGUGUUAAUACGAAAAUUACCGGCUGAUCAAUAUGAAGCAGUGGUGGGUGAUUUUGGUUUAGCUGCAAAAAUACCAGAUAGGAAAUGUAAAACACGCUUAGAAUAUGUUGGUUCACCGUAUUGGGUUAGCCCUGAGUGCCUAAAAAAUAAAUUUUAUGACGAGAGAAGCGAUGUGUUCUCGUUUGGCAUUAUAUCGUGUGAAAUUAUAGCACGCAUCGAAGCCGAUCCGGAUAUUAUGCCGCGCACCGACUCUUUUGGUCUGGACUAUUUGGCAUUUGUUGAAUUGUGUCCCAUGGAUACACCUCCUGUAUUUUUAAGACUGGCCUUCUAUUGUUGUAUUUACGAUCCUAAAAGUAGACCAACGUUUCAUGAUGUUGUUAAGAAAUUGACGUUGCUUUUAGAGAAAUAUCAACAUGAUGCUGUCGCGAAAAAUGUAUCAAAGACAUUGAAGGCAACCUCAGCAACAAGUACUAGUAGCUCUUCUCCGUUAAGUUCAUUGGAGAUGACUAAUUGUGCAUUAAGCGGAAGUGAUUCAGAAAACCAAAAUGUUUGCGUGACACUUAAAAACGGAUCCGCUCGUCAAGUGUUAACAAAGAAAUCUAACUCUGCCACCAAUACUACCAGUGCAGCAUCAUGUGUAAAUACAGCUUCGGCCACCUGUCUAUCCCCCAGGCAUCUAAGAGAGGUGAGCGACAAUGGUUUCGUUUUUACGGAACCUAAUAAACGCAUCAGUUCAAUACCAAACGAUCCAGCAAAAGUUUUAAGUCACAAAAAACUUGUUGAAGAUAGCAUUAAUAUAAACAGUCGAGUUAGAAGAGCUACGAAAAAGUAUGAAGCAGCUGCUGAAUUAUUAAUGCAACAACACCAUCGUCGUUCUCUCAGUGAGAAUAUUAUACAUUUCCCAUUGCAUACCACGCCCAGUGAUAAGGCGCGUUGCCACCAAAUGCAGCGGCAAAGAUCGUCGACUCAUUCACCCACACCUCCGCCAAUCAAUGGAUCGUCAAGUGCUACUUUGGUUAGAGCGAUACCCGUGCAAGUCUGCGAAUCGCCUACACCGGGUUUAACGUUAAGAAAAGUGGCAGAAACAAUGUGCCUGAAAGAUGCUCAAUACAAACCCAUGAGAACGGAUCAGAAUGGUGUGAAAACUAACCCUUUUACCGCUCUAGCCCAGUUGCGACGAGUCAAAAAGGUAUUGGGGGCCAAUCCUAAAACUUAUGCUGCUGGAGUUGGUGAUUUAUUUAGCUCGUGCUUUGAAAUGUGCGCUCCCUUUUUUAAAGAGAUGGCAGCCUUACAAAAGAUAACCAGUGCCGCGGAUGAAAAUAAACUAUUAGGAGGAUUGGGAGCGGCAGCAACGAUCAUAGCUCAUUCGCCCAUUGAACCAAAAAGCCUCCCCACCUCGCCCCAAUUGACACGUAAAUUUAGUGCAGCUGAUUUGAAAUUAUCACCGAGUUUACAAAUAGGCCGACGCCCAACUGCCGAAGAUGAAGACGAUUGCGUUGAAGACUCCGAUAUCGAACAAGAUGCAGAUGGUGGCGGCAAUUGCGCUGACGCUGAAUCGAGUAGCGAUGAUUCUGCCGAAAGACCCGCUCCUGCACCUGCAACCCGGAAGUAUCGUGCCAAUUCCUUGUUCACACAUCCAUUGUUUCGCGGCAGCAAUACCGUCAAAAAUGACGAACAAACUAUCACAACGUUAAAUGCGAUCGGUGCUGCCGUUACCGGGGAAGAGUUUAACUCUUCUGAGGACGGCUGCGAAGGUGACGACAAACCCUCUAAGGAUCUGUCGACAUCAAUUUCGACACCGGCUCCUCCUGCCCCCACAUCUACGUUGCCACUCGUAGCUACGCCUGCCUCAAUAUCCUCAUGCCCCGAUUUCGAAUUAAACGAAAUUAAGCACGAUUUUUUGCCCACCAAAAGCACAUUAACCCGACGUGAUUCGAUCGAAAGCGGAUUCUAUUCGUGCUUUAACGAAGAAUCCGAUGCCGCUACUACAUAUCGCCAAUAUGGGGGCGGAAUGUCAACAUUAGGUUUGGGCUGCGGUGGUAGCAAUUGUUGUUUUGAACAGCUAAAGUCACAAUUAAUGUUAGAUGUGGGCGCCAAUGGUGAUUUGAGUGAUAAAUUGGCCAGUUUAUGUCGGUGUUGUUAUUACAGUUCUACGUCACAAGGCGGUCAUCAUCAGCAACUCUUAAAUGAUUCUUCUUCUACCUCAUCGUCGGUGUUGCUGAUGGAUGAGGUGUCAAGUGGAGCAGGAGGACCAAUUGCUGUAAAUACUCGGACAAAUACUUCGGCAUUACGUUCACUCGACGACCUGGAAUUGCCAGAUGCUACAAGGACCAACAAACGUUAUGCCUGCCAUCAUCAUUUGUUAAGCAGUAACGAUCCAAACUUAACCGCAACCGCAGGCCUAAUUAAUCGUUUAGCCUUGGACUCGGAAAUUCAUUCAAUGAUGCAACGUAGUCCAUUUACUACGAAUCAAUUAUUGUACUGUAAAAAUCGCACCUCAUCCAUUUACACGGACAGUUCCGAUGAUAUUAGCAGCCUUGCGGGUUCAGACUCAUUGCUAUGGGAUGAUCGUUCGUUUGCGUUGCCACCCAGCACACGUUCCGCGCAAAUAGCCAAAAUUGUGGAAUAUUUUGAACGUAAACGUCAAGUACCUGAUAGUAAUCCGCCACCCCGUAACGCUGGCGGGCAUUCGCCAGCGAGCGGUAGUGGAUCCACCUCAUCGUCAUCGUCCAUGGCAGCUGCUGUGGCUGCAUCAUAUUUAUCCUACGAUACUAGACGGUAUUCUGAUUUCAAGCGUCACGCAACCAUUAACUCGGAUUAUGAAGCUUUUUGUUUCGAAUUAGAUAAAAAACCAUCUCAAGCACGCUUAAUGGUAUGCGAAGGCGCGGUCAAAUCAAAAUUACAAAUAUUUGAUAAAAUUAAACAACAACAUCAACAAAAUUCAAUGGCAGCGGCAGCAGCGGCGGCAACAGCAGCGACUACCUGCACAUCUGUCGCACAUCCGCUAGCGGUUUCACAUAAUUCUAUAAAUUCAACGACGAUGACGACGUCCUUGAGCUCUGUAACACCAUCCCAAACACCCACAACAUCAGCAACUGCUGCGGCUAACAUAACAUACAAUAAAUGCUAACGUACAGCUCAUGUUAAAUGAAAUUAAUGUUUGCUGUUAAAUUAUUACUAAACUUUUAGCCGAAGCCAGCAAGUAUAAGCUGCUGUUGGUAGACUGUUCAUUUUGUGAAUGAUAAUAAUACGUUUGAACUGCACGUAUUCAAUAUGCUUAACAUAUUCUUUGCUCUUUGCUCAUAUAUUUUUUUUUUACUUACCUAUCCUACGCCCCUCACUAGUAAACAAAUUUAUUUUGAUAUUUCUUCGUUGUUCUUUCUAUCACCAUCGAUGGAAAUUAAGCAUACACAUGCACAUAGAGCAAAUCUCAUUCAUUCGUUAACGUUAUUCAACGUACUAAAUAUAUGAUUUCUUUGAGUGUCUACAUGUAUGUCUGUAUUCAAUAAUAAAAAAUAAAAAACAAGAAAAAAAAACAAAAUAAUAUUUUUCGUUAACAAUGCCAUUCAUUUUACACACACGCAUUGCCCUUCUAUAUUACAUUGUGUUUUUAUAAUAAUUUUCUCUAAAAAAUAAGAAGAAAAUUAAAUGAAUAUUUUUCUGCUCUAUUUGAAUAUGGAAUUAAGAAAAAAAAAAAAAUUCAGCAAACUUUUUUCAAUCAUUGUUUAUUCUUUUAAAAUCCCGAUCGGUUUGUGUCGCAAACAUAUCACUUAUUCCGAUGUAAUGCCCUGUACCUGUAAAGGUCAAGUUCAUGUUUUUCGGCAAAUCAAUGUUUCAUUCCGUUAUUUCGACAAAUGUUUAAAAUACCAUAAUAUAUAUUACUACUGAUCGAUGAUGACUAUAAGAAAAAUAAUUAUGUUUAUUAUGCUGGUCUACAGAACAAGGAAUAAAUUGGCACCAGCCUCGAAUUUUCGAUAAUUUUCUAUAAAUUUUCUAUAGUCAUGGCAGGAAC